Messenger RNA from Sceloporus undulatus (fence lizard), 923 nucleotides. It is a transcript of the gene NICOL1, whose product is annotated as chromosome 3 C4orf48 homolog. The coding region runs from base 491 to 772 and encodes 93 amino acids. NCBI's taxonomy places the organism in Eukaryota, Metazoa, Chordata, Lepidosauria, Squamata, Phrynosomatidae. The transcript has 4 exons. The record is from RefSeq and is a predicted model, not a curated record.
CAGUUUUUCUGGGUAGUAAAGUCUGUCUUCUCACCUUACCUUCCAUCAUAACAGCAGCAGAAUUAGAGUUUUUAAAAACUGCCUUUUUCCUACUUCCUUUUCAUUGUAUUCAACAUCUUGCCUGCUGAAGAGUUAUAGAGAAUUCAAAAUAUUGCUUAUGACUUUGCAAUUUUAGAGGGUCCUUACAAGGGUGUUACUGAACUGUCACUAGUGCAAGUCUUGAUAAAGAUUUAAAUAAUUUGGGUAUGAAUUCUCUCAUUAAUCACUAACAUUCAUAACAAAGCAGGAGAACCAAAUCCAUUGUUCUUUAAACCUUCCCUUUACUGGCGUGCUCUGCGGUGUUGCCAUGGCAGAUUCUUCCUGGGUAAGAUAAAGAGAGCAGUGCACAUGCUCAGAGAUACAAGUGUACAUGAUCCAUUAGCAGUUUGCAGCAACUGAAGAGACAUCACAAAGACAAGUGAAAGAUCAGGAGGAAGACUCAACUAGCAAGAUGCUGAAGGCUUGUGUAAACAGAAUGAUCACUUUAGCACCACUAAUUCUAAUAAUUUGGCUUAUUUCUACAAAGCCAGCUACAGCUGAAGAAGAAUCGGGAACAACAGUCCCUGCAGAAAGUCGCCCGUGUGUUGACUGCCAUGCAUUUGAAUUCAUGCAGCGGGCUUUGCAAGAUUUAAAGAAAACAGCUUACAAUUUAGAUUCACGGACAGAAACAUUGCUUUUUAAAGUGGAGAAGAGAAUUCUGUGCGACUGUUUAACUGCAAAUGCCUUGAACUGAAUACUGGAUGCCCACCUAGGAUUUGCUGGUUCUUGAACAGUUUUUAAAAUGCUGCAGUUAGUGCAGAAAAAAUUAGGAAACAAAAUACUGCUAAGAUGUAAUCCCCAGAGCACUAAUGAAUUUAGUAAACUGUUUUGUGUCUGCCAUCUGA